This is a messenger RNA of Coregonus sp. 'balchen', 15258 nucleotides long. The record is from the annotation of a GenBank genome assembly. Lineage: Eukaryota; Metazoa; Chordata; Actinopteri; Salmoniformes; Salmonidae.
AUGCAACCAGCAGGGGAGACCCAGGUUCCUUCAACAGAGAGUCCUGAGUCUCCCAGGCUGACCAAGCAGGAUCCUGAGAAACAACCCCUGCCAGCCAAGGUGUCAAGAGAGCCAGAGCAGCCACAGGAUAUAACAACAGGACUGACCAAGCCAGUAAAGACAAAACCCUCCUCUGAAAAUAGGGCGGUCAAACCCAGCACAGAGGACAUCAUGACCCCACCCACCACCACCAAAGAACCAAGUACUGUGUCCGUAAUCAUCAAGGAAGAACCCAUGGAGGUGUCAGCUUCUGAUAAUUCAGGAGUAGAACAAGUGGAAGGUCCUUCUAGUCUGGAGACAGCAGUGAAGGCUAGGAGGGAGAGGAAAGGGAAAUGUAUGUCUGGGGUACUGGCUGGUGGGGUUUUGGCAGGGGCCUGCGCCUUGGAAGAGAUGGACACCACCCCCGAGACUGAGAGCAAGCCUAACCUCUCCCACCUCAGUCCCCCCAUCGAAGAAAAGCCCUACAAGACAUCUAUGGAAAGACUGGCAGAGAUGGCUGCCUCCCCUACCCACUCCUCCCCUAGGACCAUGGGGCCCUCUCCCAGGGAGCCUCCCCACCACACCCACCCUACCUUGGGGGAACACAGCAGCAGCGUCCCCUCCACCACACUCAUACCUCUCACCCCUAAGAUCGGCAUGGGCAAGCCAGCCAUCUCCAAGAGGAAGUUCUCCCCAGGCAGACCCAGGGUGAAGCAGGUAAUGCAUGGUGCUGGUGGGUGCUGUGGGUCUUGUCUUAGAUCCAAGCCACCUUGAUGUGUUAUUCUUAGUUGUAUACCAGGGCUACAAAAUCUAUUUUAGAAUCAAUUUUUUGCGUAAUAAUUUAUGUAUUAUCUAGGCUGAUGUCUUUUAUUUUCAAAGAGCAUCUAAAAAAUCCCAGGUUGAAAUCUCUGGAGAGAAACCAUAAUUGUGUGAUCGUCUAGGUUGGUCAUUGUGUGGUUGAGUGUAUCUAAUGAUGAGAGGAGGAGGAGCUUUCUGAGUGCUCUGCCCCAGAGCGGUGGAUUGGCUAUGAUGUCAGUGGUUUGGAAUAUGAUUAAAACGGGUGUUGCUGCUGCAGAGGACACUUAACCCAGAGAACUUGCCAGUGGUGGCAGUUGAGAACCGUUGUGUCCUGUGUGUUUGAUGUAGGUUAAAGGCCUUACUGUAUCGUCAGCAGAGACCACGGCUGAUCUCACCCUUCCUCCUCAGUUUUCACUUGGGCUGAAUCCCAAAUAGCCCCUUGGCCCUCCAUUUGCGCGUUCACGCACACCUCCACCAUAUGCACAAGUGUCCCAAAGUUGAGGGAGUCAAAACUAUCGAGGGUGCAGGGGCUAAUUAGACCCUCCGAUAGCCACUUUGACCAAGCCAGCAACGCUACAGCCUCCAGAGUGAAGUGCUAUCCCAACACGCACCGCAAGAUGUUUGGAGUUUGCACAGCAUCAUACAAAAGAAUUGCGAGGCAUGACUAAUCAUAUGACACGUGUUUGUUUGUUUGUCUGAUUUUCGAGACUUGACAAAUAAAACGAAUGAAAUAGGCUACCUCACAAAUGAAGUGGUUACUUUUACUGAGGUUUAUAUCUUGUAAAACCAUAGGGGCAAUUUGUUAAUUAGAAUGUCAUGCUCGUUUUAUUAUUUAAAUGUGGCACAUGAAUUGCAUCAUUCAAGUCACCAGUGUGUGCCGAAGUUAAUGGAUUUAUUGAUCCCCUCGCCACUUUAUAUAUGUCAUCCUCCGAGUUUCGUCAGCAACAUGUGACAACGGAGGGCCCUCCGAACAAGUUGGUAGGGGUGAGGGGCUGGUUUGGGAUUCACUGAUGGUCUGUCUAAGUCUGAAGAAUAGUUAGUUUCCCACAAUGUGCAGAAUGAGAAUAGAAUAUUUGUACAGCCUAUUCCUUAGGCCGUACAGUAUAGCUUCAAGCAUGCUGUUUCACCUGUCAUAGACUAGCAUCCAAUUUCCAUGGUGAUCCUAGUACAUGCUUUAUGUGCUGAAGGCAGUCCCUCUCUGAUGAUGGAUACAAGCCUGUUCUCAUUCUCCUUAGAAUACCUUCAUUAGGGCUUUGUUAACCACCCCCCACUUUCAUCAAGCCACUAAUCAGAGACACAGUAUGCGGGUUGGGUCAAAUCCUAAUAAUACUGGGAUAUUAAUCACACCCAUGGCUAUGAUAUAUUAUGGAUGAGGCUGAGCAGAGUUUAGCCUUGCAACGUUGUGUUUUUCUCUCCAGAUAUAUCCUAUUGCUGAAAUAAACGGUGUGUGUAGACAGACUAAUUUGUUAGAUCAGGCCUGGGGGAGAUCAAGUGUAGGCUAUUUGAAUACAGUGAAAUCAUGUGUAGUCAGAUUUGGUGUCUUCAAGUCAUAUGCUUCUGUCUCGAAGAGGCAUGCACUGUCAGUCGUGCUGUCUGACGCAACCAGGUGUUGUUUUGUCAACAAGCCAGUUAUACGAGUGAGGCAGUGACAUGCAGUUGCCAUGGCAAGAGGAUGUUGAGGUCUCUUGCUCCUCCUCGUCCUGCUGCUGUUGCAUGGUGCUGUUGCCUUGACGAAUGCUGCUGUGCUGUGUGAACUCAAGGUUGCUGCGCCGACUAACAGGAUUCUGCUUCACCUUUGCAAACGCUCUCUGAACGUCUAGCAUGAAACAUGCCUCAACUCAUAUGCAUGAAAGAAAUCUAGGAUUGGCUUCAAUAUAAAAAGUAUAAUGUGCAUCAUAAUAUCAUCUUGGCUUUAUGCCCCAAGUCAGAAUGUAUAACAGCAUCAUUAUUAACUCCAUAUAUCUUACUUGGGGUGUGUUGAAUGGUCCCAACAAGCUUAUUUAGCCACUAGCCUUUUAAACUCACUGCAUCUCUCUAACAUCUCUGUUAUGUUUUCAUCUUUCGCUAGCUUUGUUUUUAAGUUGCUGCAUUUUGUCACCCUCCUUCUCCCCUCUAUCCUCCCCUCUCUCACCCACCCAACCCGGCCCCCCUACCUGUACCUUAGGGCGCAUGGCAUGGGAGCCCCCAUAGCAGUGUGAGCUCCCCCUCCUGGUCUCCAGACCAGCCAGAGGGGUGGAACGUCCCAAACACCAGGCAGCUCUCCCCCGGCUGCGGCAGCCCUGGCUGGAGCAUCAGAGUGGUAAAUAACCAUGGCUCUCUCUGGAGACCAGACGUCCAGAACCACCACAGGGCCAUGCCACAGCAGCCUUCUGCUUACCUUAGGCUAUGUGAAGUGCACUGGCAGAGUGAUUCUUGAUGUCACUGUGUUAAUGGUGAACUUUAAUAAUGAAUCAUUCAACUAUCACUGUGUCACCAGAGGAGAGGAGACUGGUGAAUUCACAUUGAGAGGCUAAUAGGGGAAUGGUGGAUGAGAACCUAUAGUAGCCUAAUACAACUCCUCCUUAAUGGCAAAAUACCUAACUUUUAUCCACCAGAGAGGAUCCCUUGUUAGGCUUUGCACAUGUACUUGUAAUAUUAACUCCAUUCAUGAUACUAUAUCUUGGCCUACCUUUGCAGCCUGAGGCACACGGUUUUAAUCUGUGUUUGUCUGUUUGUUUAGUUGUUUGUUUUGUGUCAUACUGUUGUGGGUGAGUUUGGGGCGGGGUGGAGAUGUGGGUUUUAUUAAGUGGGCUGUGUAGGCACUUAGGCCUGCCCAAGUGGAUGCCUCAAUCUGUUGCCAUGGUAACAUUAGUGUUACACGCUUUGGCGCUAAGUUAGGUGGUAAUUGCUGGGUCUUGGCAUGGGUCCUGGGCAGGUUAAACGGCACCAUACUGUGCGUCAAUCAGGAUGUCAGACGGCUGGCUGCAGUUUUACGGGCUCCUAACCAAUUGUGCUAUUGUGUGUAUUUUAGCAUUAUUUGUAACUUAUUUUGUACAUAAUGUUUCUGCCACUGUCUCUUAUGACCGAAAAGAGCUUCUGGAUAUCAGGACAGCGAUUACUCACCUCGUACUGGACAAAGAUUUUUUCUUUAAGGAGUUGGACGCAAAGGAUUUUCUUAAGACACCCGUCAAGGCCCAAAUCCCCGUCAUUCGCAUGAGAAAGAGACGGAGAUAUCGGGGAUGUAGGUCGGAGUGCCUUGUAAGGAUCUGACGGCGAGUGUACGUAAUCUGCCUCUACUAUCAGUCCUAUUAGCCAAUGUACAAUCAUUGGAUAACAAAAUGGACAAACUAAGAUCACGGAUAUCCUACCAACGGGACAUUAAAAACUAAUGUCUUAUGUUUCACCGAGUUGUGACUGAAAGACGACAUGGAUAACAUACAGCUGGCGGGAUAUAGGCUGCAUGUGUAUAUUUGUAAAUAACAGCUGGUGCACGAAAUCUAAUAUUAAGGAAGUCUCAAGGUUUUGCUCGCCUGAGGUAGAGUAUCUUAUGAUAAGCUGUAGACCACAUUAUUUACCAAGAGAGUUUUCAUCUAUAUUUUUCAUAGCUGUCUAUUUACCACCACAAACCGAUGCUGGCACUAAGACCACACUCAAAGAGCUGUGUAAGGCCAUAAGCAAACAGGAAAACGCUCAUCCAGAGGCGGCGCUCCUAGUGGCCAGGGACUUUAAUGCAGGGAAACUUAAAUCAGUUUGACCUAAUUUCUACCAGCAUGUUAGAAAACACUAUGGGCCAGUUUCCUGGACACAGAUUAAGAACCUCUGAAACAGCAAUAGGCCUUCAACUGACUGCAGACGGAUAGGUGGUGGAGUAGAGUUGUGGAGCUAAAUUCCCCAAAUUGAAAAAUCCACCAUUUCAGUUAGGCUAAUCUCUUGAAGUUGACUGGAGUUGAAAUGGGAUUGACCCUGGGUGCUGUAGCUUGGGGGCAGGGUGGUCUGUUAGUCCAUUCUGCAGACUGCGCUGCCCCUUGGCUAUCUCCUUAUCACCUCUUUCUGUCUCUCGUUCUCUGGCUCGCUCUCUUUGUCUCUGUCUCCCUCUCUCUCGGUCUCUCUCGAUCGUCGCUCUUUCUCUCGCUCUGUCGCUCUUUCUCUCGCUCUGUCGCUCUCUCUCGCUCUGUCUCGCUCGCUCUGUCUCGCUCGCUCUGUCUCGCUCGCUCUGUCUCACUCUCUCUCUCUCGCUCGCUCUGUGUGCAAUGUGCAACCAGAGGGGAAAAAACUCUAGACCACCUUUCCUCCACACACAGAGACGGGUACAAAGCUCUCCCUCGCCCUCCAUUUGGCAAAUCUGACCAUAACUCUAUCCUUCUGAUUCCUGCUUACAAGCAAAAACUAAAGCAGGAAGCACCAUUGACGGUCAAUAAAAAAGUGGUCAGAUGACGCAGAUGCUAAGCUACAGGACUGUUUUGCUAGCACAGACUGGAAUAUGUUCCGGGAUUCUUACGAUGGCAUUGAGGAGUACACCACAUCAGUCACUGGCUUCAUCAAUAAGUGCAUCGAUGAUGUCGUCCCCACAGUGACCGUACGUACAUACCCCAACCAGGAGCCAUGGAUUACAGGCAACAUCAGCACUGAGCUAAAGGGUAGAGCUGCCGCUUUCAAGGAGCGGGACUCUAACCCGGACGCUUAUAAGAAAUCCCUGCUAUGCCCUCCGACGAACCGCCAAACAGGCAAAGCGUCAAUACAGGACUAAGAUUGAAUAAUACUACACUGUCUCCGACACUCGUCGGAUGUGGCAGGGCUUGCAAACUAUUACAGACUACAAAGGGAAGCACAGCCGCGAGCUGCCCGGUGACACGAGCCUACCAGAAGAGCUAAAUUACUUCUAUGCUCACUUUGAGGCAAGCAACACUGAAGCAUGCAUGAGAGCAUCAGCUGUUCCGGAUGACUGUGUGAUCACGCUCUCCGUAAACGAUGUGAGUAAGACCUUUAAACAGGUCAACAUUCACAAGGCUGCAGGGCCAGACGGAUUACCAGGACGUGUACUCCGAGCAUGCGCUGACCAACUGGCAAGUGUCUUCACUGACAUUUUCAUCCUGCCCCUGACUGAGUCUGUAAUACCAAUGUUUCAAGCAGACCACCAUAGUCCCUGUGCCCAAGAAAGUGAAGGUAACAUGCCUAAAUGACUACAGACCCGUAGCACUCAUGUCUGUAGCCAUGAAGUGCUUUGAAAGGCUGGUCAUGGCUCACAUCAACACCAUCAUCCCAGAAACUCUAGACCCACUUCAAUUUGCAUACCGCCCCAACAGAUCCACAGAUGAUGCAAUCUAUAUUGCACUCCACACUGCCCUUUCCCACUUGGACAAAAGCAACAACUACGUGAGAAUUCUAAUUAUUGACUACAGCUCAGUGUUCAACACAAUAGUGCCCUCAAAGCUCAUCACUAAGCUAAGGACCCUGGGACUAAACACCUCCCUCUGCAACUGGAUCCUGGACUUCCUGACGGGCCAUUCCCCAGGUGGUAAGGGUAGGUAACAACACAUCUGCCACGCUGAUCCUCAACACGGGGCCCCUCAGGGGUGCGUGCUCAGUCCCCUCCUGUACUCCCUGUUCACCCAUGGCUGCAUGGCCAGGCACGACUCCAACACCAUCAUUAAGUUUGCCGACGACACAACAGUGGUAGGCCUGAUCACCGACAACGUUGAGGCAGCCUAUAGGGAGGAGGUCAGAGACCUGGCCGUGUGGUGCCAGGAUAACAACCUCUCCCUCAACGUGACCAAGACAAAGGAGAUGAUUGUGGACUACAGGAAAAAGAAGAGGACCAAGCACGCCCCCAUUCUCACCGACGGGGCUGUAGUGGAGCAGGUUGAGAGCUUCAAGGUCCUUGGUGUCCACAUCACCAACAAACUAUCAUUGUCCAAACACACCAAGACAGUCGUGAAGAGGGCAUGACAAAGCCUAUUCCCCCUCAGGAGACUGAAAAGAUUUGGCAUGGGUCUUUAGAUCUUCAAAAAGUUAUACAGCUGCACCAUCGAGAGCAUCCUGACUGGUUGCAUCACUGCCUGGUAUGGCAACUGCUCUACAGAGAGUAGUGCGUACGGCCCAGUACAUCACUGGGGCAAAACUUCCUGCCACCCAGGACCUCUAUACCAGGUGGUGUCAGAGGAAAGCCCUAAAAAUUGUCAAAGACUCCAUCCUAGUCGUAGAAUGUUCUCUCUGCUACCACACGGCAAGCGGUACCGGAGCGCCAAGUCUAGGUCCAAAAGGCUUCUUAAAAGCUUCUACCUCCAAGUCAUAAGACUCCUGAAUAGCUAAUCAAAUGGCUACCCAGACUAUUUGCAUUGUCCCCCCCCCCCCCAGCCCCUCUUUUACACUGCUGCUACUCUCUGUUUUUUAUCUAUGCAUAGUCACUUUAACUCUACCUACAUGUACAUAUUACGUCAAUUACCUCGACUAACCUGUACCCCCGCACAUUGACUCUGUACCUGUACCCCUUGUAUAUAGCCUUGCUACUGUUAUUUUACUGCUACUCUUUAAUAAUUUUUUACUCAUCUAUUUUUUACUGAACACUUAUUUUUCUUUAAAACUGCAUUGUUGGUUAAGGGAUUGUAAGUAAGCAGUUCACUGUAAGGUCUACACCUGUUGUAUUCGACGCAUGUGACAAAUAACAUUUUAUUUUAUUUGACUGGGCUGGGGCGAAGUGGGGGAUCAGGGAGGAGGGAUUUGGGUGGAAAUUCACAGAAAGUAGACCCUAGUUUGACAGUCUUGAUUAGGCCCCAGCAGCCACCAUCACCGGAAAUGUGUUGACAUUAUAAUAGAGCUCAAAUGGCCAGAAUAACAUUAGAGAGGCUCUCUGUUAACAGCCUGGACAGAGAGCCUAGACACUUGCUGUGUUAGAAAACAUUUAGUUUAUUUUUGGUUUUUUAAACAACUAAUUGUUCAAUAAUUUUUAAUUCCAUUUAUUUAUAUAAUUUUUGUGAGCUCAAUGCGCACACUGCACAGUUUCUCUAAAGCUAAAUGAGAUCCAGCUUGAACUGUGCGAUGUAGUAGGGAGUUGUAGUUUCCAAUAGGCCAAUAUUCUACAUAGUUUAGCGCAGAAAAUGUGGUAAUUAACUACAAUGACCAUAAUCCAUUGCACGUCUGCUUGUCCGGUCUGUUUCUUUUACGCCUGCUACAGAAGAAUGCGCGAUCGUGAGGUUAUAUAGAGAACAGCUGUUGCUUCGCAAGGUAUCUCUACCUGAAAAUACAUGAUCUAAUGAUUGAUAGUUGGUAUUCAGCAGUCAUAAAAGUAUGCCUUAUUUACUUUGAAGAACUACUAAAAUAGUGAUUUAGUCAGACAGCAUAGGUAGCUUGCUCUAUAGAGAUGAGAUGAUGACUUGGAAUGAAAUAAUAGUCAUCAAAUAAAACAAAUGUAAUAUACACAACGGAAAUAUUUUAUCAAAGUAAUGUGAAUAAAUGAUGGCUAAUAAGUGAUAAUCAGUAAUGAGCAGUCACUUCCAUCAUGGGACUUUUUAAUUGUUUUAUUCUGUGUUACAGCAUUCAACUCACAUAAUGCAUAGUGCAUUUAAUGUUUUUAAAAAAGUAUCAAAAACGUGAUUUUAAAAAAAUAACAAAUCUACCGAAACGGAACCGACCUGAAAAAGCACAAAUGGCUCAGCACUAGUCUCUCAGAAUGGGGCAGGAGAGAUGGUCCUAUUACUGAUAAAGAUGAACAAGUCAAGGUGUCUUAUUUGGUGAAAUGGGUUUUGUGUUGUCACUGCUGGACUGCCUAUGUACAAAGCAGGAUCAAUGACUUAGCCAGCUAAAUAUUCUGUAGUAACUUUUUUUUAAAAGAUAAGCUUAACAUGGGCAUGUUCUAAUUGACUCAACAAACAAUAACAUAUAUGUACAGAACAAAAAAUAUAAACGCAACAUCAAAAAUGUCAACUAUUUUACUGCGUUACAGUUCAUAUAAGGAAAUCAGCUGAAAUAAAUUCAUUAGGCCCUUAUCUAUGGAUUUCACAUGACUGGGCAGGGGUGCAGCCAUGGGUGGGCCUGGGAGAGUUUUAACAGCUGUCCGGGUGGCUGGUCUCAGACGAUCAUGCAGGUGAAGAAGCCAGAUGUGGAGGACUGGCGUGGUUACACAUGGUCUGCGGUUGUGAGGCCGGUUGAACAUACUGCCAAAUUCUCUAAAACGAUGUUGGAGGCAGCUUAUGGUAGAGAAAUUAUCAUUCACUUCUCUGGCAACAGUUCUGGUGGACAUUCCUGCAGUCAGCAUGCCAAUUGCACGCACCCUCAAAACUUGAGACAUCUGUGGCUUUUUGUUGUCUGACAAAACUGCACAUUAUAGUGGCCUUUUAUUGUCCCCAGCACAAGGUUCACCUGUGUAAUGAUCAUGCUGUUUAAUCAGCUUCUUUAUAUGCCACACCUGUCAGGUGGAUGGAUUAUCUUGGCAAAGUAGAAAUGCGCACUAACAGUGGUAUAAACAAAUUUGUGCACAACAUUUGAGAUAAAUAAUAUUUUUGUGUGUAUGGAAAAUCUCUGGGAUUUUUUAUUUCCGCUAAUGAAACAUGGGACCAACACUUUACAUGCUGCAUUUAUAUUUUUGUUCAGUAUAGAAGUUUAGCUUUCUUAAUUAACCUGAAUCAGUAGUUUUAUUAUUUUGGGUUUUUUAUCAAAGUUAGCUGGCUAACUCAUUGAUCCUGCUUUGUAGUAUGCCCCCGUAGCUGAAUAAAGAAAAUUAAAACAAAUUGCAUUCGCAAUUUUGUUCUCUUAAAUCAGAAAUGGCUGCUUUUUUUUCCCCUGCAUCAAUUUGUUUUGUAGCUUGAAUUAAGCACUAUUCUAAGAUUUGUUAAAUAUGGAUAUGAAGCCAUUUCAUAUCCGUGCGUAGGCUUUGCAAUGUUCUACCUACCAUACACAAAAUGUAUGCACGCAUGACUGUAAGUCGCUUUGGAUAAAAGCGUCUGCUAAAUGGCAUAUUAUUAUUAUUAUUAUUAUUAUUAUUAUUAUUAUUAUUAUUAUCCAAGAAAACAACACUGGAUGGGAAAUGACAUUACCUCUGUGGAAGUAGACCAAGCUGCUGUUCCUGUUUUUACCUCUCUAGAUACCAGCAGCCUCACAGCUCAACAGAUCUACAGUGGGAGAAGAGUUCCCCUAUGGCAAACUUUUUCAUUAAGCUGACUUCAUCGAUCACAGUCUAGCAAGCGAGGACCUGUGUGUGUGUUUCUCUGUAUGUGACUGUGAACACGACUCCUGCGAGUGUUUUUGUUUUUGUGUGUGAAUGUGUAUUUUUCUGUGUGUGUUGAGGAGUCCUGAGGUGUGUGUUUCUGUCUGCAGGGUCGAGGGUCAGGCUUCUCUGGGAGGAGGAGACCCAGAGGGGCUGGUCUGUCGGGCAGAGGGGGUCGGGGCCGAGCGAGGGGGAAGAAUGGAGCCAAUUCUACAGUCAACCCUGGGGUAGGCUAUGUCACCUGUCAACCUGAUCUCUUUUUAGUUCACACUAAUCCAAUACAAUUAACUGAAAGACAGUUUUAUUACUAGUGAUGGGAGGAAAAAUGUAUAGUUACGUAUCGCAAUAUUAUUUUGGAUGAUAUGAUAUUGAUACUUUGGCUCCAAAUAUCGAUUUGCUAGGUAGCGUUAGCUAGCGCUAGUCGGCUGUAUCUGCGCUAGAACUUCUGAAUUUUUCAUCCUAUAGCUUGUUUGCCAUCUUUUUUUAAAAUAGUGAGCCAACGUGUUUUCAGUACUUAUUUUCAUGACUGGUCAAAACAAAUGUUCUAAUGCCCUCUUGUCUCUCUGCUGCAGACAUAUACUAAGCAAUAUGUUUUGAACAUCAAAUUGCAAUAAAAUCACAGUAUCGAAUCACAAUACAUAUGGAAUCGUGAGAAUCGCAAUACAUAUCGUAUCGGCAACUAAGUAUCGUGAUAAUAUCGUCCAUGGCAUUACCCAGCCUUAUUUAUUACCCAUAAACCUCAUAGUUUUCCUGGUGUGUAGUGUAAACAGUAAUCAUAUGUUGUGUAUAGAUUAUUUGCUGCAGCACAAAAACCGACUCAUCCCAGUGGGCAUGUUACUCCAUACCAAAGGGUGACACAGCAUUCGUGUCAGAGGCAAAUACUAAUCAAUGAUCCUAUCCAGGCAGUCUCUUGUAAUGCUGACAACUUCACAUGCUGUAAAAGAAUCUGUUAGAAUUUACACCAUAAACAGAGAUGCAUACCCCUGUAAUAUUGCUUUUAGUGACAGAGGAACGCUUCACUUUCAUGUAGGUAAUAUCACAGGACUCAAUCCUAUCCAUCUAACGGUGUAUUUGUGCUCAUGCUUCAUAACAUACAGGUCACCACCAUGGAAUCACCAUACCAGGUGAAGGAGGAAGAGGAGAAUGCCAUGCAUAACACCGUGGUCAUAUUCUCCAGCAACGACAGCUUCACAUUGAAACAGGUGUGCAUAUGUUUGUAUACAAUUCAUACAUUUCCUGUACCUCUAUUAUUCGAUUAGUUUCUCUUACCGUAUUACAGUAAAAGUUUGAUUCUCUAGUAUAAUGUGGUAAACUCCAUUUGUUUCCCUCUCUCAGGACAUGUGUGUAGUGUGUGGGAGUUUUGGGCUGGGUGCAGAGGGUCGUCUUCUGGCCUGCGCCCAGUGUGGGCAGUGCUACCACCCCUUCUGUGUUGGCAUCAAGGUAAGUACCCCAACCAUUACAGUGGCAUUUUCUGAGAUCUUACUGAAGAUUCGGAUACUACAUAAGAGUAGGAAACAUGGGAACCCCACAAAUGAUUGGGCUUAGGGUUAACUCAAAGUAUUUGAAUUGUGUAGCCUAAAUUUUAACCUGGCUAUGACUGACUCAGUAUGUGAGUGUCAACUGGAUUAAACGGGCCAUAUAAACUCUGUAAUCAGAUGAAGCUCAGCUCAAGUUGAUUCGAUCCUUAUCUCGUAAUGCUGCCAAUUACUGCAAACAGAAGUCUUUAGUGUAGCUCAGCGGGACAGUGAUAUAUCAAUGUCCUUUACUAUGGGGCCUUUUUAAAGAGAUAAGCACACACAAUUUGGACUUUUGCCAAUAUACUCCCACACCAUAUCUGACCCUGUCAUCUCUUCCCAGAUCACCAAGGUGGUGUUGAAUAAAGGCUGGCGCUGUCUGGAGUGUACGGUGUGUGAGGCGUGCGGCCAGGCCACCGACCCGGGCCGUCUGCUGCUGUGUGAUGACUGUGACAUCAGCUACCACACCUACUGCCUGGACCCUCCGCUGCAGAACGUGCCCAAGGACAGCUGGAAGUGCAAAUGGUGGGUUGCUGCCUCAUCUGUCCAUCCCCUCAACCACUUCCUAUUAUGAUAACAUGGAUGCGGCCCAAAUGGAACCCUAUUCCCUAUAUAGUAUAACGUCAAUAUUUGUUAUAUGUAAGCAAGAAGUCAAAGUACCAUCAACAAAACUUGAUUAUUUGCGAUCUCACACAAAAAAGCCUUUCCCUUUUCUCCAUGAAUGACCUAGUUCAUUAUUUCUCAAUGUACUGUACUUAAUGUACAACCACCUGAAUGUACGCAGUUCUUCAUUGACACCUGUCCUCACUCCUCCUCCCUCCCCUGUUCCCUCCUGCAGGUGUGUGUCCUGUACCCAGUGUGGUGCCACCUCACCAGGCCUGAGGUGUGAGUGGCAGAAUAAUUACACCCAGUGCGCCCCCUGUGCCAGCCUGGCGACGUGCCCCUUCUGUCUCCAGGACUACAGCGAGGGCGAGAUUGUGGUGCAGUGCCGCCAAUGCGACAGGUGGGCCACCUGUUUCUAAUGAGCCAAUUGUCUCUGCAUGUCUACAGUACUAGCUAAGCCUGCCAUAGCCUAUAUCUGUGCUGUUAUUUUGAAUCAAACCCCCUGUAUGGUACCCCGAACCCCAACCCCUUCUCCUUCCUCUCCCAUAGGUGGAUACAUAGUUCCUGCCAGGGUCUCCAUUCAGAGAAGGAUGUGGAGAAAGCAGCAGACAGCAGCUUUGACUGCACCAUGUGCCGAGUCCACAAAACCUCCAAGGGUAAAGUACUACAGUCGUGGUCAAAAGUUUUGAGAAUGAUACAAGUAUUGGUCUUCACAAAAUUCGCUGCUUCAGUGUUAUGAGAUAUUUUUGUCAGAUGUUACUAUGGUAUACUGAAGUAUAAUUACAAGCAUUCCAUAAGUGUCAAAGGCUUUUAUUGACAAUUACAUUAAGUUUAUGCAAAGAGUCAAUAUUUGCAGUGUUGACCCUUCUUUUUCAAGACCUCUGCAAUCCGCCCUGGCAUGCUGUCAAUUAACUUCUGGGCCACAUCCUGACUGAUGGCAGCCCAUUCUUGCAUAAUCAAUGCUUGGAGUUUGUCAGAAUUUGUGGGUUUUUGUUUGUCCACCCGCCUCUUGAGGAUUGACCACAAGUUCUCAAUGGGAUUAAGGUCUGGGGAGUUUCCUGGCCAUGGGCCCAAAGUUUUGAAGUUUUGUUCCCCGAGCCACUUGGUUAUCACUUUUGCCUUAUGGCAAGGUGCUCCAUCAUGCUGGAAAAGGCAUUGUUCGUCACCAAACUGUUCUUGGAUGGUUAGGAGAAGUUGCUCUCGGAGGAUGUGUUGGUACCAUUCUUUAUUCAUGGCUGUGUUCUUAGGCAAAAUUGUGAGUGAGCCCACUCCCUUGGCUGAGAAGCAACCCCACACAUGAAUGGUCUCAGGAUUCUUUACUGUUGGCAUGACACAGGACUGAUGGUAGCGCUCACCUUGUCUUCUCCGGACAAGCUUUUUUCCUGAUGCCACAAACAAUCGGAAAGGGGAUUCAUCAGAGAAAAUGACUUUACCCCAGUCCUCAGCAGUCCAAUCCCUGUACCUUUUGCAGAAUAUCAGUCUGUCCCUGAUGUUUUUCCUGGAGAGAAGUGGCUUCCUGGCUGCCCUUCUUGACACCAGGCCAUCCUCCAAAAGUCUUCGCCUCACUGUGCGUGCAGAUGCACUCACACCUGCCUGCUGCCAUUCCUGAGCAAACUCUGCACUGGUGGUGCCCCGAUCCCGCAGCUGAAUCAACUUUAGGAGACGGUCCUGGCGCUUGCUGGACUUUCUUGGGCGCCCUGACGCCUUCUUCACAACAAUUGAACCUCUCUCCUUGAAGUUCUUGAUGAUCUGAUAAACGGUUGAUUUAGGUGCAAUCUUACUAGCAGCAAUAUCCUUGACUGUGAAGGCCUUUUGUGCAAAGCAAUGAUGACGGCACGUGUUUCCUUGCAGGUAACCAUAGUUAACAGAGGAAGAACAAUGAUUUCAAGCACCACCCUCCUUUUAAAGUUUCCAGUCUGUUAUUCUAACUCAAUCAGCAUGACAGAGUGAUCUCCAGCCUUGUCCUCGUCAACACUCUCACCUGUGUUAAUGAGAGAAUCACUGACAUGAUGGCAGCUGGUCCUUUUGUGGCAGGGCUGAAAUGCAGUGGAAAUGUUUUUGGGGGAUUAAGUUCAUUUUCAUGGCAAAGAGGGACUUUGCAAUUAAUUGCAAUUCAUCUGAUCACUCUUCAUGACAUUCUGGAGUAUAUGCAAAUUGCCAUCAUCAAAACUGAGGCAGCAGACUUUGUGAAAAUUUGUAUUUGUGUCAUUCUCAAAACGUUUGACCACAACUGUACAUACAGUGUAGCCUUCUGAAACAUUGCUACUGUAUCUGACCGUCUCAGGCGUCUCUUGUAUUGCAGCCAAUUACUGACUGGCUUUUGUGUCCCUCUUCACUGCAUCCACAGCGCUAGUGUCCAAGGCCAGAGAGUCCAUUGAGCCGGCAGUUAUGACGCAGAUUCUCACAAAGGCUAAAGAAAUGGGUAAGAACGAGACCGCUUUUGGUAUUUUAUUUGUAUUAUAAAAAAUAAAAAAUAAAUGUUAGUGGGUGUAUCAGCUUUAAUAUUGCAAAUAGAUUGCGGCUUCUAUCAAUGUAAUUGUCUGCAUAAUUUCCAAUCCCCCACAUCUAUUUUGUUUAAUAAAUAUAUAUUUAAAAAAAAUGUUUCCUUUAUUAUUUUCCCCUAACCCUACCACCCCUCCCCUAAUUGGAGUAAACCAAUGGACAACAACUACUUCCAGCUUAUACAUACUAUAUACAUUUUACGGACACAGUAUAUUUUACAUUAGUUAUCUUUUGUUUGUUUUUAGUCACACCCUUUAGCUCCCCUCAACCCCUCCCAUCUAUCGCUUAAGACCAUCCAGUUCUGAUUUCUAUUUGCCAUAUGAUUUUAGUAUUUGUUCUGCCUUGAGAUCGAGAUAUUUGUUCUUCUGUGAGAUGCUUUCUAGCUCUUUAACUUCAUUAAAUCUUGUUUUAAUCACAUUGGACAUGCCAUACAUUCCAGUUCAUCUAGGAUGUUCGAACAGUACCAUAACCUCGUGGAGUGUGUCUGUGUGUCUUUCAGACUUGGUGAGGACGUACACUCAGGACGGCGUGUGUCUGACUGAGUCGGGCCUGUGUCAGCUCCAGAGCCUGACGGCCCCUGCAUCGCGGCGGAGGAAACCCAAGCCCAAGCUGAAGCUGAAGAUCAUCAACCAGAACAGUGUUGCA